AUGGGCCGGGCAGAAACGACAAGUGAACCACAAACAACAAGCUCCUUCGCCAACAGACAACCAUAUCAUGCAUCUCCCACUCUCAACCCUAACCCUCCUUGCGAGCCUGACACUCGCCCUCGCAGAUCAAGACCAGGAUCUGGGUCCGCCGUCGUCAGAACAACCUCCUUUCCCUCCUGCGCCUCAAGCUACAAACUCGACUGCUUCUGUGAAGCGAACAAGUCGGAGAUCCAACUCGCUCCGGAAGUUGAGGAGUUAUGUGAGGAGAAUGGCGUUCCGAAAGAAGAGAUAUCAAAGUACCUCUGCGAUGACACCGCCGUACCAGCAUCCCCUCGACGCGGAAGUGCACCAAUGAUCCGGACGGAAGAGCAGCCGCAAGGUGAGCCUGAGUCCGAGUACACGACGGAGGAGGACGGAGAAUGUGAUGAAGAAGCAUCAGCAUCAGCAUCAACCGACACCGAGACUCCAGUCUCAGCCUCAAAGCGCGCCAUCACCCCCAACUCAACAAGACUGCUUAUCCCGGAGAACGACACGCUAGAGCGGGAGGUCGCUGUUGACGGAUCCGAUGACGACAACAAGACAGAAACUGAGGACGGCAUGGCCAACACCAACGCCAUUUACCAGGUCAUCACGGUCACAGAGACACGCACCGAAUGUUCAUGCGAACAGACCGCCACGCCUGUCGAUGGCUCGGCGGCUGUCUCUGAGCCUUUACCUGCACCCACAUCCGUGGACAGCGACGACAACCACGACGCAGAAAACAACACGGACAUCAAUAUGUCCAGCGCCAUGCACGGGACCCAAAUCGCCGUUGCGAUUCUGCCGACGCCGUCGCAGAUGAGCAUUGCUCAUGCGGCUGAGACGGAUGAUGUCUCUGCGUCGUCUGUGCGUGUUGCGUCUUCGGAUGUUCCUGUUCCGACGGGGCUUGAUGCUGAGCAGAAGCAUGGGGCUAAGCAGGAUGAUGGUGCUGACAUCGAUGCGGAGAUGUUCAGGGGAAACGCGGGUGUGAUUGGGGUUUCGAAGGAGGUUGUGCUUGGUCUAAUUGGUGUUGCUGCUGGGGUUGUUUUGUUGUGA
Molecule: messenger RNA, 1074 nt
Organism: Aspergillus mulundensis
Lineage: Eukaryota; Fungi; Ascomycota; Eurotiomycetes; Eurotiales; Aspergillaceae
Product: extracellular serine rich protein
Exons: 3
Coding region: 1-1074 (357 amino acids)
Source: RefSeq, a predicted model, not a curated record